Messenger RNA from Anisakis simplex (herring worm), 534 nucleotides. The record is from the annotation of a GenBank genome assembly. Lineage: Eukaryota; Metazoa; Nematoda; Chromadorea; Rhabditida; Anisakidae.
CUGUGCAGUUAUCUUCAGCCAGAACGCCGAACCUCAGAGCACCACGGAGUUCGUUGUGAUGGUUGUGACAGAGAGGUGGUCGGGAAUCGUUACAAGUGUACGGUUUGUCAUGACUACGAUUUAUGUGAAGAAUGUGAACGACAAGGCAGGCAUUCGCAGCAUCCGAUGACCAGAUAUUCCACACCAAUUAUUCCGGUUGGUAGCAGUCAAGCAGCCGAUCUUUAUAAUACGUUAACAUUACGUAGUCGCAAUAGACGAACUCCUUUAAACAUUGAUGGCAUUCCUCGUCUAUCAGGAGAACAACUCUGUAAUCAAAGAACCCUGCCACCGGGUCAGAGUUGUGUGAUUUGUUUUAUCCAACCGCCAGAAGAGCCGGUGGGAUGUGUACAGUGCAGGCAAAUAAUUGGAUGUAGACGUUGUGUAAUCGAAUGGAACAAUUCCUGCAACAGAUCCAUACCUAAUUGCCCGCUGUGUCGUGCAGAAUGGUACUUGGGGCCAGAAAUAGUGCGUUGGGAUGAACUUCGUACCAAUUGA